Phaeodactylum tricornutum CCAP 1055/1 is the source of this 2480-nucleotide messenger RNA. RefSeq lists its product with no specific name. Gene Ontology annotation, molecular function: 3-hydroxyacyl-CoA dehydratase activity. Bases 120 to 2363 code for a protein of 747 amino acids. The transcript is spliced from 3 exons. NCBI's taxonomy places the organism in Eukaryota, Bacillariophyta, Bacillariophyceae, Surirellales, Neidiaceae. Gene Ontology annotation, cellular component: endoplasmic reticulum membrane. Gene Ontology annotation, biological process: fatty acid elongation; sphingolipid biosynthetic process; very long-chain fatty acid biosynthetic process. The record is from RefSeq and is a predicted model, not a curated record.
UGCAUUUGCUGAUUCGGCUUCGACUUCAGGAUAGUAUCUUGCGCGUCAUAGUCAUUCUCUAGAGUGAAAGAGAUCUAGUAGUAACAAUUGCGUAUAGGGCUUUUGGAUCAAGUUCUACCAUGGGUCUGAAAGACGCAUACUUAGUGCUGUACAACAGCGCUUGUUGUGCGGGUUGGGCCUACGUCUGGUACGCGGCUUGCACAACGAUACUGGACAAAGUCGCUAAUCAAUCUCCGUUCGGCGACGCGUCGGCUCAAGUGUACGCGCACGAUGAUACUGCUACCAUGCUGACCUAUGCACAGUCCGCCGCCCUCUUGGAAAUCUUGCACGCCGCCCUGGGAUUGGUUCGAUCGCCCGUUAUGGUAACGGCGAUGCAAGUCAUGUCGCGCAUCGUGGCCUUGGUGGCCCUGGUAUUCUCGUCACAGGCGCAGACCCAAUGGGGUGCAGGUCUGAUGAUCAUAUCCUGGGCAAGUGUGGAAGUUCCUCGAUACGCUUUCUAUGUCACGGCGUUACUGACGGGAGACGCUACCAAAAAGACCCCAUUUCCUCUAUUUUGGUUGCGUUAUUCACUGUUUGCCAUCCUUUAUCCAACCGGCAUCUGCGGCGAGCUUACCGUCUUCUUGGCCGCUUCUAAAGACCAAGCCUUUGUUGAUAAAUUCGGCCCCCUCUCCGUGACGUUGUACUCAAUCGUUCUACCUAUUGUCUAUUUCUUUGGAUCUCCCUUCAUGAUUAUGAAUAUGGUGGCCAACCGUAAAAGUGCGUUCAAAAAGCGCUUCGCCAAACCCCCGCCUCCGGCCCGCGGUCUCUGUUGGCCCGUGGACGCCAAGGGACAGCGCUCUUCCACCAACGUCAACAAGACAAUCAUCGCGGCCGCGGUGGGGGCCGUCAACGAGCAAAAAGCUGAAGCGAUUCGAUCCUGCAAGGCCUGGCGAUUCCAGUACGUCAAGCACCUUAGAGCCAUGGUCGAAGAACAGUGCCAGACGCCCGAAUCGGCCCUCAAAAUCGCCCAAGCCGGUCUCGAUUCUGCCUACGAUAUCUUUGAGUUCGUCGCUCCCGACGGAUCCGCCACGACCUUCCGCGAAGCCAUGGCGGCAAAAAAUACCGAGCAGUUCUUUACGCACGUCAUCAAGGGCGAAGGAAACAAGCUAACUAAAGAAUUGGAAAUUCCCUACAAGGGUGGUAUUUUGAAAGGAGAUGCUCUCAAGAAGCAGGUGCAAUCUUGGGCGGACUACGGAACAAUCGAACCGAGUGCCGGUGCAGCCAUCGUCAAAUGCAUCGAACAUCCUGAAUGGCUUGAUAUUUCAAAUCGCUACUUCGUUCUUUUGGGCGCGGGUUCCGCAAUGGGCCCGCUACUUGUCCUUAUGGCAUUGGGCGCCAAUGUGAUUGCGGUAGACUUGGAUCGUCCCAAUAUAUGGAAACGUUUAAUUGAUAUCGCUCGCCAAUCUUCCGGAACAAUCACAUUCCCCAUGAAAAUGGAUCCCAGCAAAUGCAAAAACGACGAAGAAAUGUUCGCCCAGGCUGGUUGUAAUCUGUUUACAGACACACCCAUGAUUCGCGAUUGGCUGAUGAACGUGUACCCAGGCAAAUCCCUUACUGUGGGAUGCUACGCUUACUUGGACGGUGCGCUACACGUGCAAGUUUCGUUAGCGAUGGACGCCAUUUGCCGAGAUUUGAGUGAAAAACGAAAAAACACCUCGCUAGCUUAUUUGUGCACGCCAACGGAUUUGCAUUUGAUUCCGAAAGAAGCCCACGAUGCGAUGAAGGCAAAUUACAAAUCGUAUUCUGGAAAGUUAUACUGUAUGAUGAUGAAUUUGCUCAGUGGAGGCAAGUUCUUGCGUCAGAACUCCAAAAAGCCCGUGUCAGGGAAGGGCGGUGAGUACUACUUGGUGAACGGAAUCAGUGUUGCUCAGGGUCCCAAUUACGCACUCGCCAAACGCAUGCAGCACUGGCGAGCCAUCACUGCUCGAAACAAGGGCUGUAUCGUUUCUUCAAACAUUGCACCGUCCACAUCGACAGUUUCCGUGGUGCACAAUCGCACGUUCGCUUGGGCCUACGAGGGCAUGCCGUAUUUCGAACCGUUCGAAAUCUUCGCGCCGGAGACUUCCAACGCCGUCAUGUCGGCCUUACUCUUUUACGAUCUCAACGACUCCGGUAGCUGGGCUACUCCAAAUACUUCCUUGGGAAAUCCAAACCAGCUCUUUUCGCACGGAUCAUUUCAUGGAGGUGUAUGGCGAUGUGCAUACGAAGUUGACAGCAUUGGUGAAUCUUCCGUGCUACUGUACUUUGGCCGGGUCGCCAAACCAUACAUGGUGGCUGCUGGUGCAGUUGCGGCAGCCGGCGCUGCCUACGUUUAUGCUGUUUAAAGCAAGCAAACGGCAAGCUACUGAACGUUUCGAUCUUCCUUCGAGUCUGUAGCAAUCGUUUUCAUCUCCAGAAAGAACACAGAGCUAAAAAUAAGUAGACUACCCGUCUAUUCAGUG